Molecule: messenger RNA, 1068 nt
Organism: Verticillium dahliae VdLs.17
Lineage: Eukaryota; Fungi; Ascomycota; Sordariomycetes; Glomerellales; Plectosphaerellaceae
Exons: 2
Coding region: 1-1068 (355 amino acids)
Source: RefSeq, a predicted model, not a curated record
AUGUGUAAAAGAAAUACGGCUUCUUCGCAACACUCUGGAAACUGUGACGAUGACGAUGACGAAGACUAUGAUGAUGUUACCGAAACCAACACUUCGACUUCCUUUCGCGCCAUGUGCGCCGACAACGACGCAGAGGGACUAUUCGCAGACACAACGCCGCCAGAGGACCCUCCAGCCCUCAAAUUCUCGUUAUGCGACGAAAGCCGGCUCCAGCAGAAGUUAGCAGCCGACCUCCCGUGCAUUGUUGGAGAUUAUGCCACGGCCUCUGAUCUGUAUCUUCAAUACAGUCUGUCGCAGUCUUCCAAGGGUGGUGCCAGCCAAGCGCAUCGACUAAAUCUCAUCAACUAUGCCCACACAGCUCGUGGGAAUCAUCAUAUCACCACCGCAAAAGCCAUGAUUCAGGGGCAAAUCGAUGCGCUAGAUGGGCCUUCAGCUCGGCGAUUCUUCAAGCUCCUCAAAGCUGUCGGUGUGUCUCGCUUAUCUGGUGGCGACCCCGAGGCUCUUGACCAAGAACUUCAAGAGGUCAAUGAGAUCAUGCUCGAGGUAGAGGAUUCGUUUGUCGAUGACAAUGACGAUCACAAGAUGCUAUCAAUAAGUCAUCAACUGAUUGACAUGAAUGCACUUGUGCUUUUGUGUCGGGCUAAACAGCAGUUGACAUCAAGAGAAGGCGGCCACGCCACGGAGUUCAAGAAUGCGCCAGGCAUGCGAGACAAAUAUGUCAAGCAACAACUACAGUGGACGUUCCAACACAGUCUUGGCAAGUCAAUCGCCAUGCACAAGUGCCUUGAAUGGUGCCACGGGCCACGGGCACAGGUUCAGGAUCGGGGCUGCAGCUCCAUCGACUCGUUCAUGCCUCUCUGGUCCAUAUAUGCCAAAGAGGCGUGCAAUUCUCGGCAGGCCCAGCCCCCCUGGUAUGAUAUAUGCGAGGCCGAAAUGGGAAUAUCGCCCACCGCUCUGCUAUACACCUUGUGCCGCUAUGACAGCACCGGUCGACUGCCUGCCCCGGGUAGUCUGGGACAUACACCAGUUUAUCAAAACGAUAUCUGGGAUCUUUUUUGUCACUGCUGA